GGAGGAUAACAACAAGAAGGGUAGUGGCAGAAGUGGUGGUAGUCGUAGUGGUAGAAGAAACAUCAUACCAGAAUUAAGGCUCAGCUUUCAAUGGUCAUUGGGGUUGGUCACUGAGAUCCCUCUUGAGAGAACAGGGGAAAAUGAAGAAAAAGCAAAGGGAGAGGCAUGGGGCCCAUUCCUUUCAGAGUCAGUGACCAUUGAGUGCUGAGCUUUAACAGAAGGAGAAAGGAAAGACGAUCCUGGGGAUGAAGAUGAUGCAGACGAUUCCAAGAACACAAGAAAGAACAAACCUCCUUCGAUUAUGGCUACCGCUGAAGCAUCCUCACCAUCAUACAUUCUUGGCCUCUUCUUCAAGGGGAAACAGAAGUAGGCGCCGAGGAUGUGGCUCUCCGGGGAGAUGCGACCGCGGUAAAAACUCUAAUUCGAUCUACAGUACCUUCAAAGCAGACGAGCAAGCGCAUGAAAAAGCCAAGCGAGGACGAUACAUCGACCAGUUUGAUUUCAAACAUGCGGUUGAAAUUCGUAAAAGACUUGGACAGAAGAAAAGGAAGAGGAGAAAAGCGGCAGACGAAAUCAAGGAGUCUGUAUGAUGCCACUCAUUGAGAACGAAGAUAUUAUGGGGAUGUCGUUUCUGAGUAAGAAGGCAAAGGGGGAACGACGUUCCCCGAUCGACAUUCUCAACAAGUGGAACCAUUCAGAGUCAGAAACUGCGGAAGAGACUGUCGCGUUGCUUCUAGAACGGA
This is a messenger RNA of Amoebophrya sp. A25, 743 nucleotides long. The record is from the annotation of a GenBank genome assembly. NCBI's taxonomy places the organism in Eukaryota, Dinophyceae, Syndiniales, Amoebophryaceae.